Vairimorpha ceranae is the source of this 3432-nucleotide messenger RNA. Its product is annotated as dna-directed rna polymerase ii subunit rpb2. The coding region runs from base 1 to 3432 and encodes 1143 amino acids. NCBI's taxonomy places the organism in Eukaryota, Fungi, Microsporidia, Nosematidae. Gene Ontology annotation, biological process: DNA-templated transcription. The record is from RefSeq and is a predicted model, not a curated record. The transcript has a single exon. Gene Ontology annotation, cellular component: RNA polymerase II, core complex. Gene Ontology annotation, molecular function: ribonucleoside binding; DNA binding; DNA-directed RNA polymerase activity.
AUGGAACUUAAAUAUGGAAAAGAAUAUAGUUGGGACAUUAUUAGCAAAUUUUUUGAACAAAAAGGUCUUGUUGGACAACAGAUAGAUUCAUUUGAUCAAUUUGUUAAAACUAAAAUGCAAGAAGUUAUCGAUGAAUCACCACUAAUAACUGUACAAUCUACCCUUUCUGCCGGUAAUGAAACGAGAAAAAAAAUUACUUUAAAAUUUGGACAAAUUUAUGUUUCUAAACCUCCUUCGUAUACUGAGGCAGAUGGCACGACAAUUACACUUACACCUAAUGAAGCUAGGCUUAGAGAUAUUACAUAUCUUUCACAAUUAUAUAUUGAUAUUGUUAAAACGACAGAAAGUGAAAGCGGAGUAGUUGAUCAGCACAGAUAUUCAAGAAUACCUUUCGGAAGUUUACCAGUGAUGGUAAAAUCUUCAUAUUGUAGUACUUACAAAUUAUCAGAGGAAGAACUUAUUAAAAUUGGUGAAUGUGAAUAUGAUGUUGGUGGAUAUUUUAUUAUAAAUGGAUCAGAAAAGGUUAUUAUUGCACAAGAAAGAAUGGCUUCUAAUACUAUUUAUGUUUUUAAAAAAUCGCAGCCUGCUUCUUAUUCUCAUUAUGCCGAGAUUAGAUCUGUCCCUGAAAAAGGAGCUAAGAAUCCAAGUGCUGUUUCUCUUAAGUUGUGUAGAAAUCCAAAUGUGAUUAGAGUGUCAAUACCGUACGCUAAACAAGAAAUACCUCUUUUUAUUAUUUACAGAGCUCUUGGUUUUCUUAGUGAUAAAGAAAUUACUGAUCAUAUUAUAACAACAAAUGAUGAUGAAAUGUUUGAUUUAUUAAAAGAAAGUAUUUUGGAAUCUGCUGUUGUACAAGAUCAAAAUGUUGCACUUGAUUAUAUUGGUAAAAGAGCUGCACCUGUCGGAUCUUCGCGCGAAAAACGAAUAAAUUUUGCUAAAGAUUUGCUAGCAAAAGAAUUAUUGCCUCAUAUCGGCACUCAAGAGUUUUGUGAGACUAAAAAGGCAUAUUUUUUAGGUUAUAUGGUUCAGAAAUUACUACUUGUGGCACUUGGUAGGAAACGUGAGGAUGAUAGAGAUCAUUAUGGAAAGAAAAGAAUGGAUUUGGCCGGUCCAUUAUUGGCUUCAUUGUUUCGUUCAUUGUACAAAAAGUUAUGUUCAGAAACUGCUAAACACAUGCAGAAAUGCAUUGAAGGAGGGCGAGAUUUUAAUAUUGCAUUGGGACUUAAAGCAAGCACUAUUGCACAAGGAUUUCGUUAUGCAAUUGCUACUGGUAAUUGGGGAGAUCAGGCGCAUGCUAUGCAAUCUAAGGCGGGUGUAGCGCAGGUACUAAAUAGAUAUAAUUUUGUAUCUACUUUAAGUCAUCUUCGAAGAGUAAAUACACCAAUUGAAAAAGAAGGAAAACUUGCUAAACCUCGUCAAUUGCAUAACACUCACUGGGGAAUGAUUUGUCCAGCAGAGACACCCGAAGGACAAGCUUGUGGUCUUGUUAAAAAUUUAUCAUUAAUGGCAUAUAUUUCAGUUGGUUCAUCUUCUGAGCCCAUUGUUGAAUUUUUAGAAGAAUGUGGUUUAGAAAGUUUAGAAGAAAUUUCUCAUCUUCAGUUACAAAAUGCUACAAAAGUUUUUGUAAAUGGUGUAUGGGUUGGUAUUCAUGAAGAUCCGGAAUAUUUAAUUAGUUCACUUAGAAUGUUAAGAAGAACGCUUGAGAUUGACAAAGAAGUCAGUAUUAUUAGGGAUAUUAGAGAAAAAGAGAUUAAAAUACAGUCUGAUUCUGGUCGACCUUGUAGACCACUUUUUGUUGUAAAGAAUAAUAAGUUAUGUAUCGAUGAAGCUUAUUCUAACAAAGAAGAGAUAAAGAGAUGUACUUGGAAUGAUUUUAUCGAAAAUGGACUUAUUGAAUUUUUAGAUGUUGAAGAGGAAGAAGUUUCUAUGAUUGCCAUGUCACCAGAUCAACUGAAUUCUGUUAAAAAAGAUUUGAGAGCCUCGGAAGAUUUAAAUAUCAAUUAUACGCAUUGUGAAAUUCAUCCUGCUACAAUUUUAGGUAUUUGCGCAUCAGUCAUUCCUUUUCCCGAUCACAACCAAAGCCCGCGUAAUACUUAUCAGAGUGCUAUGGUUAAACAGGCCAUGGGAAUUUAUGCGACUAAUUUUAUGUUAAGAAUGGACACGUUAAGCAAUAUUCUUUUUUAUCCACAAAAGCCGUUAGUAACUACUAAAAGUAUGGAAUACAUUAGAUUUAAGGAAUUACCUCCUGGACAGAAUGCUAUUGUGGCUAUUGCAUCUUACACAGGUUACAAUCAAGAAGAUAGUAUUAUUAUGAAUCAAAGUGCUAUUGAUCGAGGAUUGUUUAGAAGCUUCUUUUACAGGACAUACACUGAUCAAGAAAAUACAACAAGACCAGGAACACAUGAAGAAUUUUGUAAACCUCUCAGAAGUGAAGUGAUUAGAAUGAGAAAUCUUAAUUAUAGUAAAUUAGACAAUGAUGGUAUAAUACCGACUGGUACUAGAGUUACAGGAGAUGAUGUGCUUAUAGGAAAGGUUAGUCCAAUUUUAGAUCCUGAAAGAAGUACAAAGGGAAAUCCUGUUUAUCUUAAAAAAGAUAGUAGUACAUCAAUGAGAAGAACUGAAGAUGGUUUUGUUGACAGUGUUAUUGUAACAAAUAAAGAAGGAUAUAAAUUUGCUAAAGUAAAGGUAAGAAGUUGUAGAAUUCCACAAAUGGGUGAUAAAUUUGCAUCAAGACAUGCGCAAAAAGGUACAGUAGGAAUAACAUUAAAUCAAGAAGAUAUGCCAUUUACUUCUGAAGGUAUAGUGCCAGAUAUUAUUAUUAAUCCUCAUGCUAUACCUAGCAGAAUGACUAUAGGGCAUCUUAUUGAAUGUUUAAUGGGAAAGACUUGUGCUCUUACAGGCGAAGAAGGAGAUGCAACUCCGUUUAAUGGAGUUACAGUUGACAAUAUUAGUGAAAAGUUAAAAGAGUACAAUUACCAGCAAAGAGGAUUUGAAGUUAUGUACAAUGGCAUGACAGGUCAUAAAUUAAGGGCACAGAUUUAUAUUGGCCCUACUUAUUAUCAAAGGCUUAAGCAUAUGGUUGAUGAUAAGAUUCAUGCUAGAGCUAAAGGUCCUUUACAGAUUUUGACUCGACAGCCCGUUGAAGGAAGAUCGCGGGAUGGAGGUUUACGUUUUGGUGAAAUGGAGCGCGAUUGUAUUAUUUCGCAUGGUGCGUCAGCUUUUUUAAAAGAAAGACUUAUGGAUGUUAGUGAUCCAUAUACGUGUUGUAUAUGUGAUUUGUGUGGAUUAAUAGCUAUUGAUACAAAAAGAUAUAAUGAAUGUAAAGGAUGUAAUAACAGGACUAAUUUAAGUUUAGUAGAAAUACCUUACGCUUUUAAACUACUUAUACAAGAAUUAAUGGGUAUGAAUAUUGCACCUAGAAUUAAGACUGAAUAA